AUGGGAAGAGCUCCUUGCUGUGACAAGGCAAAUGUGAAGAAAGGACCAUGGUCUCCUGAAGAAGAUGCUAAACUCAAAGAAUUUAUCGAUAAAUUCGGCACUGGUGGGAAUUGGAUUGCUCUUCCUCAAAAAGCAGGUCUGAAAAGAUGUGGAAAGAGUUGCAGAUUGAGGUGGCUUAAUUAUCUGAGGCCUAAUAUAAAGCAUGGAGAAUUUUCAGAUGAAGAAGAUAGAAUUAUAUGUACACUCUAUGCAAGCAUUGGAAGCAGGUGGUCAAUCAUAGCAGCCCAAUUACCAGGAAGAACAGACAAUGAUAUCAAAAACUACUGGAACACAAAGCUCAAGAAAAAAAUCAUCAUGGGUACCUCCAAAUUAUAUUCACCCAACAACAACACAUUUCAACCCCAACUAUCAAGCCAAAUUUACACCCCAAUCCAUCACAACUAUCAAAACUCAUUCUAUUUGCAGUCAAGCCCCCGAAACCUAAAUUUCAUGAUGUCCCUCAACUAUCCCAAUUUUCCACUACCAACCCCUCAAAACCCUAACUAUUACUUCCAUCAGGACCAAAAUGUUAGCAAUUUGGUAGAUUUUCAGUACAAUAAAUUUCCCGGGAAAUCCGAAAGCAGCGGCAUUAACGACAAUAAAUUGCUAGCUUUCGGAGGGAAAAUCGAAACGAGCCAUACGUCUUCGUCGGAGGGGAGCUCCUCUAACAAAAUCGGCCAUCAUACCGUGAAAACGGAAGAUCUAAUGGCCGGCUGUGAUGAUUUUCAUGGCUUUUUAGCUGAAAAUUAUGAUAACGCGGCAUUUGGUAAUCUGCCAAACAGGGCCUUAGAGUGUGAUGAUCUGGCGCAGGUCAAGGGGCUCGCGAGCGCUGGAGCUAAUAAUUAUGGCGGUAAUUUUUUGCUGGGUGAUGUUAUUAACCGUGAAGAUGACGGUGAAAACGAGGGUUUUUACUAUUAA
Striga hermonthica is the source of this 957-nucleotide messenger RNA. Lineage: Eukaryota; Viridiplantae; Streptophyta; Magnoliopsida; Lamiales; Orobanchaceae. The record is from the annotation of a GenBank genome assembly.